CACUCAGUUCAACUUCAGCCUCACUCAGUCACUCAGUCAGUCUCUCUCUCUCUCUGUGUGUAUCAGCGCGUCUCUCACACUGAGCCUCAGCGGAGCCGGAGCGCAGCAGCAGCACGGGGCGGCGAAUGGAGCGGGAGUGACCCAGACUCAGAGCGGGCAUGCCGGAGGGGAGUUCACUCAGUGCGGGGAGUUUUUCUGACCUUUAGCGAAGAAACUACGAACUGAGAGAUUUACUGAGAGUGUGCGCUGUAUCUGGGAGUAUCCGCCUGUAGUCCGGACAGCAGAGGGGGUUUGGUAGCUAGUUUAAAUCAGUGUGAGGAGAGAGAGAAAGAGAGAAAGAAAGAGGAGAGAGAGUUUGUGAAGAAAGCAGAAGGAGAGAAGAGGUCGCUGGGCUGCUGGGAGCAGUUUAAAUUUGACUGCUGCUGAACUGCUGUGAAGAAACAGAAAAAUAAAGAGAAAAGAGAGAGAGAGCUGCAGCCGUCCUCCCUCUCAAAACUAACUAACCUAGUUAACUAGCUAAACAUCUACCUAACUUAACUAACUAAACACCUGCUUUACGAGGUUUUUAAGCUGCAGUGUUUAAAGCUAGGGUUAAAUAUGGUGGGGGAAAUGGAAACGAAGGAGAAGCCCAAGCCCACUCCUGACUAUCUGAUGCAGCUCAUGAACGACAAGAAGCUGAUGAGCAGCCUGCCCAACUUCUGCGGGAUCUUCAACCACCUCGAGAGACUACUGGACGAGGAAAUUGGCCGGGUACGGAAGGACAUGUACAAUGACACACUGAACGGCAGUACAGACAAAAGGACAUCGGAGCUGCCAGACGCUGUGGGGCCUAUCGCUCAGCUCCAGGAGAAACUCUACGUGCCUGUAAAAGAAUAUCCAGACUUCAACUUCGUGGGGAGAAUCCUUGGGCCCCGAGGGCUCACUGCCAAACAGCUGGAAGCUGAAACAGGCUGCAAGAUUAUGGUCCGAGGAAAGGGCUCCAUGAGAGACAAGAAAAAGGAGGAGCAGAACCGAGGAAAGCCAAACUGGGAGCACCUGAACGAGGACCUGCAUGUUCUCAUCACAGUGGAGGACUCACAGAACCGUGCUGAGAUCAAACUGAAGAGAGCUGUGGAGGAGGUGAAGAAGCUGCUGGUCCCUGCAGCCGAAGGUGAAGACAGCUUGAAAAAAAUGCAGCUGAUGGAGCUGGCCAUCCUCAACGGCACAUACCGGGAUGCCAAUAUCAAGUCACCAGCCCUGGCGUUCUCUCUGGCCGCCACUGCCCAGGCUCCCCGCAUCAUCACCGGCCCCUCCCCUGUGAUGCCCAACGCAGCUCUGCGUGCCCCUGCCCCCGCUGCCCCCACCCUCAUGCCCCUCAUCCGACAGAUCCAAACAUCCGCCAUCAUGCCUACGGGCACCCCGCACCACACCGCCACCCUGUUGCCUCAAGCCCCUGAGUCGGGCAUCAUCUACACUCCAUAUGAAUAUCCCUACGCCCUGGCCCCUGCCACCUCCAUCCUUGAGUAUCCCAUCGAUUCCAGCGGUGUAUUAGGUAUGGCUUUCCCAACAAAGGGCUAGUAGUGUUCAUGGACAGUCUGCAUCCCUCACAAGUGUUAACAUGCUUUGUUUCCUAGCUGCCAGAACAACCGAACAUAAAACAACAAAAACCCCUAACAGUGUGUUAACUAAAGAACAGACAGACCAAUAGAGAAGACCAUUACUACUGAUGUUUACACUGGUUUUAACUUCCAGAAUUUAUUACAUUUUGUUUUAUUGGCGCAUCUUUAACUUACAAAUUAAAAUUAAUCUAAAUCUAAAAAUAUCUAGAAUACUGAUGAUUAACUAAAUCUGUCGCCGUCAGUGUUCUUUGAAUAAUAUUGCAGUCUGUAGUUUAAGCCCAAGUCAGUUUCCAUCCCUGUGCUUGCUUCAACUCUGAGUACCCUCAGUGAACGAUCAGUAUUAGAACUGACUUUGUGUUAUGAAUUGGAAUAAUGGGAUGAAUGAAGCACUCACAGUGGCCUAAUGUAAAUCUGUCUAGUGGGAUACGCCUGAAAUGAAUCCAUCUUAUUAAAAGCAUUUUGUUUGUUAGGGCUGAUUUGGUGGGAGGAUUUAAGGGGGCUCUGUUGGCAUGGUUAAGAUAAGUGGAACAAUUAAACACUUGUGGUCUUAGGUCACUUGCUUCUUGAAAUGAUAGAUGUAUUUGCAGGUUGCAGUGGCAGGUUGCUGCACUUUGAAAACAGAGCUUUUGGGCUUUUAAUAGAAAAUGAUUUGGGCUUUUCUCAUCGUUUUAUAAGAACUUAUUACUGGGUCUUACAAGCUUGAUGUUUUGAUGUUUUUUUCCCUUCAUGUGAAGAUGAAACUGUUGUAUUGAUGUGUUGUAAUGAUUAAUUAUCUGAUGUUGAUUUCUGUUUUAUUGGUAAUGUUGCGCUCUGAGCAGGUGCAGUGACUACUAAAGUACGAAGGCAGGAUAUGCGCGUCCAUCCUUACCAAAGGGUAGUGACCGCAGAAAGAGGUUAGUUUAGCCCCGGUGUUCAAACAACACUGUUUGAUAGUGUGUAUGUGUGUGUGUGUGUGUGUGUGUGUGUGUGUACUUCCGAUAAAGCUUCUUACACUUUCAAUUACAAUACAAACUGCAAAUUGAACGUUUUUAAAGGUCAUUUUUAAACAUUAUCACAUCACUCACAGAUUUAGAACUUACAUAGCACUACAUGUAUGACAGUAUUGAUUUUGAAAGUGUAAUUAUGUAUGUAUGCAUGUUUGUGUGUGUCUGUGUGUGUGUGUGUGUGUGUGUGUGUGUGUGUGUGUGUGUGUGUGAGUGAGUAAAUGAGUGAGUGAGUGUGUGUGUUUGAAUUAAGUAUUUCUGAGCAUGUUCACAAGUUUUGGGGAGGCACUGAAGAAAGUGUAGAAACACGUGCAACACUUUACAGUUUAUUUAAGCUUUAUAACACAUACAUAAAAACGUCACUAGGUGGUUAUUACAGUCGUUAGAAUUAGGGAUGUGUGAUUGAGGUCACAAUACUUAUUUUCUGCUAUUUCUAUUUCUUAAAAUAUUUAGGAAUUUGCACCAGAUUUCUCCUAAAGUCAGUAAUCCAACAUGCCUUGUGAUAUUAAUAAUGCUUUUUGUGUAUCUUAAGAUCAGAGUAAGCCAGAUAAUAUUCAGAAGCUAUAAUCUGUUAUUGAAAAUGAAAACAGUGUGAAUUUUUAUUUUGCAUCAAGCAGCAAAACAUUGUAUCUUUAAACUAAAUUUAUCUUGGUUGGCAUCAGACAUCAUGCAGUGUGACUAUUGCAUAUGUCUACUAGGACUGCAGGCAAAUUUAAUUUAUUGAAGUAUGGCUAUAUUAUGUUUUGCUAUUCUGUAUCAAUGUUCCAAGGCACAGUAUUGAUUAUUCUUAAAUAUAUAUAUUUAUAUGUAAAGUUAGGUGGCAGACAGAUGUUCAUUCUGUGUUGCGUUUAAAUCCCUCCCAAUAAAUAGCAAUGCUGUACUCUGCCAUUAGAUCUUACUGGUCUGAUUUUUUUAAUUUAGGUUUUAUUAUAUAUGAUAGCAUGUUCUUUAUAUUAGGAGAGUUUUCCUAAAGCCAGAUUAAACAACUGUAACAUAUCUACUUGCUUACACUAUCACAAUAUAUUGUGAUAUAUUGGAUCACGACCCCUGUAUCAUUAUACAUAUUGUAUCUCCAAGUUCCAAUUGCCAAUACAUAUGCACAUAUUGUGGUGGCAGUGCUGAAACAAUAUAUUGUGCAGCCUUAUUCAUAAUCAUUACACUGGAACUGAAACACAACAGUUGUUAGCACUUAUUCCACAUCAGAUCUUAAACAUAAGCAUAAAAGAAGACUUUAUAUGAAGCUUAUUGACACUCUUAUGUAGGUUUUAUAAUGUUUAAUAAUGUAAAGUGUUGCAUCCAGUAUGAGUUCACACAGGUGGGUUGAUCACACUGCAUGUAUUGAGUCUCUCACUAAUAGAGAGAGUUGUUUGGGUUGUGCAAAGUUAAAUGGACUGUUCACUUGAGCUCCAUUAUACUGAUGACCGUGGGAUAGCAUUACGACUCCUAGUCCAUGAAGGGUGAUGGAGCUCAGUUAUUAGCCUCUCUUUUUUCUUUUCCUCAUUUUGUUGAUGUUGAUUCCACACUCUGUGUCUUAGCUGUUAAUUGUUUUGACUCUAAUGUACAUUCGCGCCUACUCUAUUCCAUUCAGCCAUUAUGUAUUUGGCUUAUUUGGCAACUGAGAAACUUCCUAAGUUUGUUUUAUUAUUAUUAUUAUUAUUAUUAUUUUGUUCAUGACAUUCUAUUCUACUUUUUCAGAUUAAUUUAUAAAAGAAGGGGAUUUAUUUUAUUGAUCAUGUUUACAAGAACAAGUCUGCUGGUAUUUAAAGACCAACAGAGCGUAACUAAUUUAAAGCAAUGUAUGUUCACCACGCAACAAUAUUUCCAGUACUGUAUUUAGGUAACCCAGUGUUGUCUCUCAUGCUGUUACAUCAGGUUUGUAGAGCAUGUUAGAUCCAUGAAAAUAGUUUUCUUCUAAUACUAAGAACUUAAGCCCCACUAUGUGUCAUUCAGAACACAGCAGUCAUCAUUGUCUUAACUCUUUCGUUUCACAUAUUUAUAAUUUUACUGCAUUUCAUAAGCCUAUUGUUUGUGGUAUAUAUAGUAUAUAUUGUUUGCUAAUUGUCAUUCAAAAGUACUACUUUUAUUAAGUUUGGGCCAGGACUAUAUAUAGAUUUUAUUUUAUAUUGAUGAUAAAUGCCUUCAGCGAAAAUAAACCAUAUCUAAGGGAAAUUACAGAACAUCACCUUUCAGAGAUGGCUUGUGAAAUUACAACACAUUAAUGAAACUACACAGUAUUAGUUAUAUUGAACAACCUUGGGUGUGUCAAAUCUGUAUAUAUAAUAGCAAUUAUUCCUCCAGUAAAUGUGAAAUUCUACUGAUUCGAUAUAAAGUUGAAAUUAGCACUGUAAGAUCUUAACACGUAACCGACAAACAAAACUUACCAGAUUAAUGAGAAACAAUUGUGAAAUUGCACAGAAAGUCACUUCGUUUUAUCUGGCCUACUGACCAUGACGUUAUAAAAUGUCUGUAAACCCAAAUUAAAUUUAAUAAAAAAAUAUUAAAUAGACUGACACCAGGAAUCAUUAGCAUUACACAUAACCUAUCAUAUUGCUGUGAUUUGGAAGGCUGUUUCAAAGUGAAAGAUCCAUAAUAUACAGCUGAGAAAUGCAGCCUAUAUUAGAAGUGAUGGAUCCUUCCAGGUUUUUGGUUACCCACAGUUCUGUGCACACAUAAACACAAAGACAAAAAAAGCAUUAAGCACCCUCACAAGAUUUGCUCUGCAAUUGCAAAGGGGCAGGACUUUUCUGGUGAUGUCAACAGGCAUCCUCGCUAGACAGUAAAUUUGUGUGUCUUAUAGGGGACCUGUUACACUGUUACAGAUUCCUACAGAAUGUCAGUAAUUCGUGCACUUUUACUUCUAGAAACUGAAGAAUAUUGAGUUAUUUUGAAGUAGUGUGUUCAGCUGUAGUAUUAACAGAGUAAUACUGUUUGAAACCAUUAAAAUAAAAAAGGUCUUGGUCAGUGCCACAUAGAGACGAUUUGACACAAAAUUAUGAAGGGUAUGACUGUUUGAGGAGGAGAGUAAAUUCUAAAUCUGAGCAAAAUUGCUUUUCAAAUGAUGUAGUUGCCCAGUGCUGCUGAUAAUCAGAGAGCAUCUCAUUUCAGCAACCAUUAGAAAAGUGAUUUGCAGUUCUUAUAAGCUCUUAAUUACUCCCCAUACAAAUAUACCUCUUCAUAAAUACAGCACAAAUAGUUUGCACUGAAUCUUUUAAAUCGCCAGGCAAAAAAAAAGUCAGAAAAAGACAAAAAACGAUGAAACCUCAUGAUAAUAGGUUAGAGCGUGAGCAGUCUAUGUCGGACUGAACAGGGCGUGGUGUGAUUUUUCUGCCAAACGUUAUAUACAUAAGAUCGUCAUCUUAAUUUGUCACACAUGUUGCAGUUAAGAUGACUUUGUACUGCAUGUAUACAGUGUUUUGGGGGAAAAUCACACCCUGUUGGCACAAUAUGAACAGAUGAACUGAAGAAAUGUUCCAUUUUCUAUAUGUUUUGUUUUAUUGUAAGCUCUUUUUUUGCUCUUGUCAUUUUUCCAUUGUCUUGUUUGAAAGAAAAUAGUAUUGUGUGGUCUUUUUUUUU
Molecule: messenger RNA, 6154 nt
Organism: Astyanax mexicanus (Mexican tetra)
Lineage: Eukaryota; Metazoa; Chordata; Actinopteri; Characiformes; Acestrorhamphidae
Gene: qki2
Product: QKI, KH domain containing, RNA binding 2
Exons: 7
Coding region: 598-1557 (319 amino acids)
Biological process (GO): regulation of mRNA splicing, via spliceosome
Cellular component (GO): nucleus
Molecular function (GO): mRNA binding
Source: RefSeq, a predicted model, not a curated record